Sardina pilchardus (European sardine) is the source of this 1447-nucleotide messenger RNA. It is a transcript of the gene fancf, whose product is annotated as FA complementation group F. The transcript has a single exon. Gene Ontology annotation, biological process: interstrand cross-link repair. NCBI's taxonomy places the organism in Eukaryota, Metazoa, Chordata, Actinopteri, Clupeiformes, Clupeidae. Bases 192 to 1262 code for a protein of 356 amino acids. Gene Ontology annotation, cellular component: Fanconi anaemia nuclear complex. The record is from RefSeq and is a predicted model, not a curated record.
CUGCACAAGUAACUUCUGUCUUUUGUUACAGUGAAGUAGCCUAGUUGUUGUCCGAACUCCGAAAUUAAACAUUCAGUUGGUAAACGCGAAUAUCACAGACCGACCGUAGCAGCUAGGUCUACAGCUGAAAGGGUUGCCAGCAUCCACGGGGUUGUGGAUAUGUCCAGUAGCAUUUUGAAAGAGAGCGCCGCAUGGAGGCUGUUUUGAAAAACCUAGAGAGCACAGCGGAGUUCAUAGCCGUGUCCCAGACUGAAUAUGUAAAGCGGUGGGAUGAGAGCACUGUGGAAAGGGCUUUUCAGUGGAGCGACUACUGUGAGCACAUUUAUAAGAAGUUUAACACAAACCCAACCAUUAGAACGGCAAUAGAAAACAGACUGCGACAGACCAACGAACACCUACGAAAAACUUUCACAGAACACCGGGAUUUGACUUUUCUCGACUUGGGUCGGUGUAGAGAUGUGCUGCUGGUGAGUUUAUUGAAGAAUCCCGCGUGCCCAUGUUCUGUUCUAAAAGUUAUUUUGGGGAGUUUUAAACCAAACGAUGGAUGUGGAGAUAGUCCCGUGUCAACGAGUUUCUCUGACCUCCUCGGGUUCAUUUCUUGCAAGUCAGCUGGCGAAGUCUUACGGGCCACGAACGGUAGUAGGAGAGAGACGGCUGGUUUAUGUGUGGAAUCUCUGGCGAAAGGUUCGAUCUUACGGGAACACAUAGAAAAACUUCUCUCGCACAAAGGUAAUGAAAGCCUUGUUGGAAGCCUGCUGGACUCUCUUUUUCAGCCUGGCAGCGAGAACAGUGCUUCAGACAUUAUUGCAGGUGUUCUUCUCUCUUGCGAAGACCUCCCGGCUCAUGAUGUCACCAGAAACUUAAUCUUCUCUUGGCUGCAGGCUAACCCAAACUCAAUACUGAACACGUGCCAAGCGUUGCCAGUGUUGACUUUGACAGAAUUAGCACAGCAGUCAGAGGGGUUUUGGCUGGCGUACAUGGGCAUACUGAAAACUUGGGCCUGGGCUCUGUCCUAUGAUGUGACUGUUGGUGAAUGGGUGGCGAGUGAAGGAAGUGGUGUGCCAUUCACAACACUCACAGAACACUUCAGGUCUUUACUUUCAAGUGGACAUUCCUUGGAGACACUGAGAGAGUUGCGGGAGCUGAAGGAAGGUGACGGUGGCUUUGAAGAGAAGGGCCUUAGUGUAUGGGGAGAUGUCCUGUCUGAGCUGAGCACAGGUCAGAAGCUACCAGAUGCUGCCAAUAUCCUCUGGUCUGAGUGAACUACACCCAAAACUGCCAGUCACUGAACAGUUAAUUAACUGUCUCUGACCCUUUGAGUUGAAUUAUCCAGUGCUUUACUGUUCAUUAUUGUGUCAUUUACCUGAAUAUGCAAUUGAUUAAUUUAUUCCGACAUUUUAGUGUGUUCAAAUGUUCUGUGGGAAAAUAAAGUGCUCAUUUUAAUUUA